CGGGCCCUCUCGGGGCCGCGCGGGGCCCGGGUGGAGGAGGCGACGGCGGCGGCGCGGCGGGAGGAGGAGGCCGCAGAGGAGGAGGGUGGCGUCCAUGAGGCCGGCCCGUGCCUGGAGGAGGAGGCCAUGAACGGCGACCGGACCGAGAGCGACUGGCAGGGGCUGGUGAGCGAGUACCUGGUGUGUAAAAGAAAGCUGGAGAGUAAGAAGGAAGCCCUGCUGAUCCUUUCCAAGGAGCUGGACACAUGCCAGCAGGAAAGGGACCAGUACAAACUCAUGGCCAAUCAGCUUCGAGAGCGCCACCAGUCCCUAAAGAAGAAGUACCGUGAGCUGAUUGAUGGAGAUCCAUCACUUCCCCCUGAAAAGAGGAAACAGGCUAAUCUUGCACAACUAUUGAGAGAUUCUCAGGACCGAAAUAAACGUCUGGGAGAAGAAAUUAAAGAACUUCAGCAAAGGCUUGGAGAAGUCCAGGGCGACAAUAAGCUCUUGAGAAUGACAAUUGCCAAACAGAGGCUGGGAGACGAAGAAAUCGGCGUGCGGCACUUUGCAGCCCAUGAGCGUGAAGAUUUGGUUCAGCAGCUGGAGAGAGCAAGGGAACAGAUUGAGUCUCUGGAGCAUGACCUGCAGGCCUCUAUGGACGAGCUUCAGGAUGUUAAAGAAGAGCGGUCUUCCUACCAGGACAAAGUCGAGAGGCUCAACCAGGAGCUAAACCACAUCCUGAGCGGCCACGAGAACCGAAUCAUUGACGUGGAUGCCCUGUGUAUGGAGAACAGGUACCUUCAAGAGAGAUUAAAGCAACUUCAUGAAGAGGUCAACCUCUUGAAAUCUAACAUUGCCAAAUACAAGAAUGCUCUUGAGAGACGGAAAAACUCAAAAGGCCAGGGUAAAUCCAGCAGCAGUGCUCUGACUGGAGUCCUGUCUGCAAAGCAAGUUCAGGAUCUGUUAUCUGAGGAUCACGGGUGCAGCCUCCCAGCCACUCCACAGUCCAUUUCUGAUCUGAAAUCUCUGGCAACAGCCCUGUUGGAGACAAUCCAUGAGAAAAACAUGGUGAUCCAGCACCAGAGGCAGACCAACAAAAUCCUAGGGAAUCGGGUGGCUGAACUGGAGAAAAAAUUAAGAACUCUGGAAGUUUCUGGUUUGUGGAGUCUUCCAGGAGGCAAAGACACCAUACUGUUUGGUGACCCCGCUCUUCCCACCACGCAGAGGUCGAGAUCCCCACUGCUCAAGUUCGUCGAGCAGCUCACUGAGAACAAAGCGAGUCCCAAGGAUGUGUGGUUACCAGCUUCCAAGAUGGCCCCAAUUGAUCUCCACUUCCUGGCAUUUGUGCCCUGUGUAGUCCUCUCCCACACUGUAUCAGCGUUGGUCUGUGUGACUGAUGGAUUACAGCAGAAGUGAUGGUAUGUGAGUUCUGAGGCCGAGUUCUGAAAGACUUGUGGAAUCUGCCUUACUGUCUCUACCUUGGAUCAUUCACUCUGGAGGAAGCUGGCUGCCAUGUCCUGAGGAUUCUUGAGCAGCCCUACAUCAUCUUCACGUGGCCUGGAACUGAGGCUUCCAGCCAUCAGCCACAUGAGUGCGCCAUCUUGGAAGCAGAUUCUCCAGCUGCAGUCAAGCCUUCAGAUGACAACAGCCCUGUUUAACAUUUUGAUGACAACCACAUUGGAGACCAUUUGCAAGAACCACCCGGAUAAACUGCUCCCAGGCUCCUGAGUCUUAAGCUGCUAAGUUUUGAGACAAUUUGUUAUACAGCAUUAGAUAACUAAUAUACCCAGCACACGGGUGUCACGCUUCUUUCCUGGAUUUCUACAUUUCCUCUCCAUCUUCUCUUGCUCAGAGUCAUGCCUGCAACCACACCUCUAUGAAAAUAUUUUUGAAACUUUUUCCCAGUGGGUCCCAUCUGCAGAAUUACAGUCCCAUAUUUCCCAAAGCACAAAUUUUCCCACCUGCAUAUUCUAUGGACUUCUCAAGUAUGACAUCACAACUCUUCCUGCUUCCUCUUUUUGUCACUUAGCUAUCCAACAGAGUCAUCAUCAACCACCGUCCACUUUCCUUCUCCAUCCAUAUCUAGUCUGCUGCUACUAUUUCUUCAGAGUUUCUUGUAUCUCCAUUUCUACCACCUCUGGCUUGGCUUAGGCCCUCUUGACCUUCUUGGCAAGGCUUCCAUCUUGGUUUUCCUGCCUCCCAGAAUCUCCUUACUCCCUUCCCGUCUUCAUCCUGCUGCUGUGGGAUGAAGCUUCUGGAGCACUGCUUUGCAUCAUGGUUGUACUCUGCUCAAAAAUCUCAAGUGGCUCCCAACUGUCUCUUGUUAGCUGUUGUAUAAUAAAACACCCCAAAACUUAGAACUUCAAGCAACAGCUAUGUAUUAUUUAUCCUGAGUCUUUGGAUCCGAUGGGCGGUUCUGCUAAUCUGAGCUGGGUUCAGCAAGGCUCACUCCUGCUUCUGUACAGGUGUGUUUUGAAGCCUAACCAGAUCACUCAUACUAGUGCAUGGAAUGGUAAGAAGAGAAGCCUGGACAGGUCUAGGAUUUCAACAGAGAGGUUCCCCAAGCACAUGCGGGAAGAAUUCCUGGAGAGAGCUCCUGACUUGUGGGGUUCCCACACUGGCCAGAAGACAAGGCUGGGACUUUCUAGCCAGCAGCAUGUGGCUGUUUGCAAGGCUGGCCUGUAACACACCGUAGCCUACUGUGCAGUCUGGAACAUGUCUUGGCUGGUGGUCAUCCCAUGCCAGCAUCCAGUUUCCCCAUGGAGAUCCAAAGCACUCUGUCUGAUGUGGCCUGCUGAGCCCCCGGGCAGGCCCAAGCCUGCUAACCUGACAUGGAGUCUGAGCCUGGCUUGAUUUUCAGAAGGGUAGCAUAAGUAAUGGCCUGAUUCAAAAUGAUAGCUUUCAGAGUUCCAUCAUUAGCUCUCAUUGUUCCAACCCUGUCCUUCGCCAGCACGGGCGGCAACAAGGAAGCAUUUAUGUAACUGCUGUCAGUGUCUGGGAUGCCCUCAUCACGGCUGCAUCUCUGAUUAAUUCCAACUGAAAGCAGCUCACACUCAGGAAGACAAAGCCCAUCAGAGACCAGUUAACAAAAGAAGAUGAAUGUGCCCUUCGGGCCAAUGUUAGGGGGGAGGGAACACAUUUUUAGAAGACCAGCAAUCCUUUCUACAAAGAGCUACUGUUUUUUUCUUUUAGAGAAAAUAUUUUUUCUCUCUGCACUAUUUGUGUCCUAAUGCAUUUGUAUCAGUUGAUUGCCUCAUCAUUAUUGAUAUGUAUAUUGUUAUUAAUAAGUAUUAAUGAUACUAAUUCUGUUUGCUAAAGCAGCACGGAAUAAUUACUAUUUGGGGGGUAAUAAUAUUUUUCAAUUCUGAGCCAAUUCAGAAAUCUUUCUUUUAUGGAAAUGGCAAGGGCUUCCCUGGUGGCGCAGUGGUUGAGAGUCCGCCUGCC
Delphinapterus leucas (beluga whale) is the source of this 3423-nucleotide messenger RNA. The record is from RefSeq and is a predicted model, not a curated record. Lineage: Eukaryota; Metazoa; Chordata; Mammalia; Artiodactyla; Monodontidae.